Molecule: messenger RNA, 782 nt
Organism: Entamoeba dispar SAW760
Lineage: Eukaryota; Evosea; Mastigamoebida; Endamoebidae
Exons: 3
Biological process (GO): peptidyl-serine phosphorylation; peptidyl-threonine phosphorylation
Cellular component (GO): cytoplasm
Molecular function (GO): ATP binding; protein tyrosine kinase activity; protein serine/threonine kinase activity
Source: RefSeq, a predicted model, not a curated record
AUGAUAAAGAAGAAUAAAGGUAUUGGAGGGAAGAAAAGUAAUUUACAAUUAUCAGGAGAUAGUUUAUUAACAAAAACACUUUAUGUUCAUAUAGAUGGAGUGUUAAUAAUAAAUAAAGAAGAACCAAUAAGUUCAAAUUCAACAAUUAAUUAUCUAAAAAUAUUAAAGAAAGUUGAUCCAACACUUGAUAUUUCAGCAUUAACAAAACUUAAAGCAAUAACAAUACCAGCUACACCAAAAUAUAAUGAAGAAAAAGAUAAUUUGAAUCAUGACUUAAUAUUAUAUUCUGAUGCUAUUAUUGAAUCACCUAAAUGUUUAACUCCAAGUAAAUGUAAAAAAUCACAAACAAAAUAUAAAAUUAUUAAUUUACUUGGUCAAGGAUCAUUUGGUCAAGUUGUUAAAUGUUUAGAUUUAACUACUAAUCAAUUUGUUGCAUUAAAAGUAUUAAGAAAUAGACCAGCAUAUUUUAGACAAGGAAUGUUAGAAAUAGCUGUUUUACAAUUAUUAAAUGAAAAAUUUGAUAUUGAUGGUAAAGGAAAUACAAUAAGAUUAUUUGAUCAUUUUUUAUAUUGUAAUCAUGUUUGUAUUGUAACUGAAUUAUUAGGAAUAAAUAUUUAUGAAUUAAUGAAACAAAAUGGAUGUCGAGGAUUUGGGUUAAAUGUUUCAAGAACAUUUUUAAGUCAAAUAUUAGAGUCAUUAAAUAUUCUUUAUAAUAGUAAUAUAAUUCAUUGUGAUUUAAAACCAGAAAAUGUAUUAUUAAUAGAGUUUGUUUCUUUAAAAUA